This is a messenger RNA of Durio zibethinus, 1616 nucleotides long. Its product is annotated as heat stress transcription factor B-2b-like. Gene Ontology annotation, cellular component: nucleus. Gene Ontology annotation, molecular function: RNA polymerase II cis-regulatory region sequence-specific DNA binding; DNA-binding transcription factor activity. Gene Ontology annotation, biological process: regulation of transcription by RNA polymerase II. NCBI's taxonomy places the organism in Eukaryota, Viridiplantae, Streptophyta, Magnoliopsida, Malvales, Malvaceae. The record is from RefSeq and is a predicted model, not a curated record.
UCCUUCUCGAAUCCACGAUUUCUCUUUUUUCCCCUUAUCAUUUACUCCACCCAGAACCUUCUAGAAAGAACAAAACCUAACUUCCGCUCCCACUCUCUCCCUCUCUCUCAACAUGGCCGUCUUUCACUUUCUUACGGUGUUGAAACCUUUGAUUCAACGGUGUUGAUCGCAUGAGCCAGGUUUCUUGCUUCUUGAUUGGUGGGUGGGAAAAUUUUUGGUUUUCUUUUAGUUAAGGAGCUAAAGGCACGCCAAAGGAGUUCUGUAGGGUUCGGAUCCAGGCCCGAACCGCAUGGCACCAUUGCCGGCCGACCAACCCUGCGAAUCCCAUGCUGUUGCUGCCGCUGACUCGCAACGAUCGUUACCUACACCGUUCCUUACCAAAACCUAUCAGCUCGUCGAUGAUCCCUCCGUUGAUGAUUUGAUUUCAUGGAACGAAGACGGAUCAACUUUCAUCGUUUGGCGCCCCGCUGAGUUCGCCCGUGAUUUGCUUCCUAAAUACUUCAAACAUAACAAUUUCUCUAGCUUCGUCCGUCAACUCAACACAUAUGGAUUUAGAAAGGUAGUGCCCGAUCGAUGGGAGUUCGCUAACGAUUGUUUUCGAAGAGGGGAGAAAGGACUUCUCCGAGAUAUACAGCGCCGGAAAAUUACUCCUCCUACUGCUGCUGCUUCCGCGACGGUUACCGUUGCGGCGGUUCCUUGUAAAGUGUCCCCAUCGAAUUCGGGCGACGAGCAGGUUAUUUCCUCGAAUUCGCCUCCUGUCGCCACCGUUGUGCAUCUGACCACGAGCUGCACGACAACGUCGGAGCUUUUAGAGGAGAAUGAGAGGCUUAGAAAAGAAAACAUGCAGUUGAAUCAUGAGUUGACUCAAUUGAAGGGAUUGUUUAACAAUAUAUUAACUUUGAUGACGAACUAUGCUUCCUGUCAUUUGGAGAACCAUUCAAAUUUGGCGGAAGGGAAGGCGUUGGAUCUUUUGCCAACGAGGAAUUGCGCUAGAACAGCGGAGGAUGGUGGUUCGAAUAGGGCCGCGGAGAUGGAGGAAGAGGAGGACGCGGCGGAGGAUGUGACACCAAAGUUGUUUGGAGUUUCCAUUGGGGUGAAGCGCGUGAGGAGAGAGGAUGAGGAUGAAGAGGAGCAGAAUAAUAAUCAAGUACAGCAGCAGGAGGUUGAGCCUGGGUGUGAGGUUAAAGCAGAGCCGUUGGAUGGGAAGACUGAGGAUCAGGAUUCUUCGUGGCUGGAGCUUGGUAAAUGAUCAAAUGAGUACUAUUAUUUGAUUUUUAAUUAUUGGAUGGUAACGAUGAUCAUGAGGACGGUAAAGGAGCGUGGCCCCAUGGGAGCGUGGUCCGAGGAAUCACGUGUUGGAACACCACACAUAGCAUGAGGAAGCAUUCAUUCUGGUUGCUUCUGGAAUGUGAAACUCCUUCGCAUCGGGGUCGAGGAGAGGGAUAUUGUACAGGCACGCAGAACAUAAAAGAUCAAACGACGCGGCUUCGACAACAGUUUUCUGCCAACGAAAACGAAUAUCAUAGCUUGGUUUUCAAUCCCCACGGUAGGUUAUUCCUGAAGAUUAAACAGCAGUCGGUUAAAAAUAGAAUAAAAAUAGAAUAUUUAUCCAUUCA